AUGUCCAGCUCAUGGACCUCAUCAAAACCUUCUGGCUCGGUGAUGAUCGCCGGCUCAUCAUUCAGGGAGGAGCAUGCUUUGGCCAAGUCAACCAGAUUCUUCAUGACCAACAGGUCGGACAACAACAGCAGCACCAACACGUCGGCACCAGUCGAUGUCAGUGUCGCCACUGCCGCCACGGUCGAGACGACAUCGACAUCAACAUCAACUACAUCAACGACAACAACAACAACAGAAUCAUCAUCAUCUGAUCAAACGACACCAACCAAGCAACAACAAUUUAUAGCCAAGAGGAAGGUACUCAAAUCAUUCAUUUACAACAAGUUGGACUAUGACCAUUGCGACUCGAGAUAUGACGACGACUCGGACGAAGCCGAGAUACCAUUUGGCCAAACAUCAUGGGAUACCAACGUCAUUGUUCUGCUGCCAUGUCGGCAUCAUCUCAAGGUGCCCGGCUCGGCACACUCCACGAUCGAAUCAAUCCGACACCUGGCCUACGCCAGCGCCAAGAUGCAAGGACAUCGCAUCACCACCGACCUGGACUCUUACAUAUUUCACUGGAACAACAUUGAGAUCAUCUUUGACAAGGACAUUCCGAUACGCGACCUCGUCCAAUACUCGCCGACGCGCGUCAUCAAUCUUCACUUGGAGCUGGUCGAGAAGGACAACUUGUGCAAGGAGCGAUUGAUUGACGUACAGUCCAGCGAGAUCAAUGGCGGCCACGCCUACUGGAAGACACACAUCGAGGAGAUCAUGGGCUUCAACAACAAGAUCAAGAGACUGGCGAGCAUUGCGUGUGACCCGCAACCGAUCGAGAAUGCACGCCUCACCCCCUACCCGCCGCCACCAACCAUCCCCGAGUUCUUUGUGAUCAAGGUGCACUUUAGGAAUCAGACCAAGUCGCUGCGAUGCACCAGGAAUCACACGGCCGAGACACUGAUGGAGAUCGUGUCGGAGAAGGUCAAGAAGACAUUCGCGUUCGAUCCGACCAAGUGGCGCUUCCUACUCACAGGCAUCCAUCAGUAUAUCGCGCCCAAAGUACCGCUGCUCUCGGUCGACUAUGUGGUCGAGCGCAUCAAGCGCUCGGGAGAGAUUGAGUUGACCAUGGUGGAGAUGUCAUCGAUUGGUCUCGAGCAAGACAUUCCAAGUUUGAACUUGAACAGCAGCAUCAGCACAGGACGUAGAAGUGCCGGACUCAACAACAAGGCAUCACCAAUCAUCGAUAUAAUAUUCGCACGACCGAGCGCCGUGCCCAGCAAGGCCAGGAAGAUCACAAAUGUUGGCACAUCUAGCAUGUCACCCGACCAAUCGCCAGUGGUCUCGGCAUUGAUCGCCGACAACUUGAUACUGAGCGACAUUGAUCAGAGCACGACGGCCUCGGCCUUGGACGUCAAGGAGCAUUUCAAGGUCAGAAUACUUCAUGCGCACGACAUUGACUCCUCGCUGCCGCGCCAAUGCUUUGGCACGGAUCCCAGCAACAUUGUCGUGUACAUGGAGGUUGGAAUAUACUUUGGCGGUGAGCUGCUUGGCCCAAUGGCAACAAGCUCCUCGGUGGCCUUCCAGGACACGGUCGUGUGGAACGAUUGGCUCACCAUUCCCAUCCCCAUCUCCAUGAUACCCAAGGGCGCAAGGAUAUGCUUCUCGCUCAACGCCAAGUACAAGGACCAACACAUGCAUCUGGGUUGGGUCGGCCAUCGACUCUACGACUCGAUCAACAUCUUCAACACGUCUACACCCUACUCCAUGCUGCUCUGGCAUGGCAAGGUCAACCCGAUUGGCACAUGCGUCGACAACCUUCAGUCCAAGUACCAGGCCGUCAUCAUUGCCUUUGAAUUCUAUGACUAUGUGUCGCCGCUCAACAUACACUAUCCCAAUCUUCUCACACUGGAACCAACCGACACGAGUGCUUUAGUGACGGUCACGCCCGAUCAAGAGGAGCGAAUCAACGUCAUCAACAAACAGGACCCAUUGUAUCAGCUGUGCGAAGAGGAAAGGGUCCUGCUGUGGAACAGCCGGUACUAUUGCCAGACCGUGCCCAACACCCUCCCCAAGCUGUUGCAAUCACUACAGUGGACCAACCCAUCGCACGUUGCCGAGAUCUUCCGCCUUUUGCGCAACUGGCCACUCAUGUCGCCCGUCGACGCUCUCGAGCUGCUCGACCCCAAGUUUGCCGACUGCGUCGAGAUUAGAGAGUACGUGGUCAAAUGUCUGGACGCCAUCACUGACUAUGAGCUCGACCUCUACAUGCUCCAGCUGGUGCAGGCACUCAAGCACGACGUCUUCCACGGAUCUGUGCUCAGUCUGUUCCUCCUGGGACGUGUGUUCCAGAACACUGCCGUGUUGGCGCACUCAUUCUUUUGGCAUCUCAAGGCCGACAGCGACAACCCAGAGGUGUGUGAGCGAUUCCGUCUAUUGAUCUCGUCGCUCCUGCGAUACAAGCCACACUUGUCCGAGACGUUCAAGCAGCAGAUCCAGGCACUCAAAGUGUUUGAGCAUCUGGCCAAGCAGGUAAAGGACAUCCCCUACGAGAAGAGACGUAACUUUAUCGAGGAGUAUCUCAAGGAGGACAGGCCGGCCAUCAACAACCUCUGUCUGCCAUUCGACCCGAGUAUUCGCGUCACAGAUGUCAUUCCAGACAAGUGCAAGGCAAUGGAUUCGGCAAAGGUGCCCCUGUGGAUAUCGUACAAGAAUGCCGACAGCUUUGCUCAUUCAUUCCAGAUGAUUGUCAAGACUGGAGAUGAUCUCAGACAGGACAUUCUUACACUGCAGCUACUCAAACUCAUGGAUCACAUGUGGAAGUCUGAAGGACUUGAUCUUCACAUGACCAUCUAUCGAUGUAUCGCCACAGGACUUGGUUCAGGAUUGAUCGAAGUAGUCAACAAUGCAGAGACUGCUGCUCGUAUCCAAGCCAGCGCAGGUGGAAUGACUGGUGUAUUCAAACAAACACCAAUAGCUAAUUGGUUAAAGAAUCAUAACUUGACAGAGAAUAACUAUCAGAAGGCUGUUACAAAGUUCACUUUGUCUUGUGCUGGAUACUGUGUGGCAACAUAUGUUCUGGGCAUUGGAGACAGACACAAUGAUAAUAUAAUGGUCGAUAAGUUUGGCCAUCUGUUCCACAUUGACUUUGGACACUUCCUUGGCAACUUCAAGACAUUUGCAGGCUUCCAGCGAGAGAAGGCGCCUUUUGUCCUCACGCCCGACUUUGUCUACGUCAUUGGCAACAAGGACUCGCCCAACUUUGACUUCUUUGUACAGACCUGCUGCAAAGCCUACAACAUCCUGAGAAGGAAGGCCAAUAUCUUUUUCAACAUGUUUGAGCUGAUGCUCUCCACUGGCAUCCCAGAGCUACGAAGCGAGAGCGAUAUAUUGUACUUGCGAGACAAGUUUAGAUUGGACCUUAGCGACCAGGAGGCAUCAGAUCGAUUCACCAAGCUCAUUCACGAGAGUAUCAACACAUUGACAACACAGAUCAACUUUGCCAUUCAUAUUAUGGCUCAUCGAAAGGCGAUUGGCGAUGACAGGAAGUCAGAUACCAAUGCUCGAUAA
This is a messenger RNA of Acytostelium subglobosum LB1, 3546 nucleotides long. RefSeq lists its product as hypothetical. NCBI's taxonomy places the organism in Eukaryota, Evosea, Eumycetozoa, Acytosteliales, Acytosteliaceae. Gene Ontology annotation, cellular component: cytoplasm; plasma membrane; phosphatidylinositol 3-kinase complex. Gene Ontology annotation, biological process: phosphatidylinositol-3-phosphate biosynthetic process; cell migration; phosphatidylinositol-mediated signaling. Bases 1 to 3546 code for a protein of 1181 amino acids. The transcript is spliced from 3 exons. Gene Ontology annotation, molecular function: 1-phosphatidylinositol-4-phosphate 3-kinase activity; 1-phosphatidylinositol-3-kinase activity. The record is from RefSeq and is a predicted model, not a curated record.